AUGAUCGAUUCACCUUUCCGCAUUGCAACGAUUGGCGAGUCAUCAGUUGGAAAGACAUCAAUUAUCAGAAUUGUUAGUGGUGAUAAAUUUGAUGCAACAGAAUCAACAACGGCUGGCGUAGAUUUCGGUCAAAUUAUUAAAAAGGUAGAUGGAAAAACUGCCACUCUAGAAAUCUGGGAUACUGCUGGACAGGAAAGGUUUAGAUCUCUUGUUCCAGUAUAUUGCCGUAAUGUCAACGCAGCUCUUGCUGUCUUCGAUAUCAGCGCACCAGAAUCAUUUGCCAAACUUGGCUCUUGGAUUGAAUUAUUCAAGUCUCUUGGUGAUGAUAGAAGAUUGGUUUUCAUUGUUGCAAAUAAAUUAGACUUGUUAAACGAGAAUUCUGUUGAUCUCGAAAAAGCAAAAGAAUGGGCACAGGAACGAAAUUACAUGUUCUUCCAAGUAUCUGCUAAAACAGGACAAGGCUUAGAUGAAAUGAUACAGGCGGUAAUACACUCCUUAUUCGAAGCAUUUCCUGGACACAAUGAUAUUUCUGGUAUUCAAGUUGAAUAUGAUGCUGAAAAGAAGAAGAAGAACUGUUCUUGCUAA
Trichomonas vaginalis G3 is the source of this 585-nucleotide messenger RNA. Its product is annotated as retrograde vesicle-mediated transport, Golgi to ER. The record is from RefSeq and is a predicted model, not a curated record. Lineage: Eukaryota; Parabasalia; Trichomonadida; Trichomonadidae. Bases 1 to 585 code for a protein of 194 amino acids. Gene Ontology annotation, molecular function: GTPase activity; GTP binding. The transcript has a single exon.